AUGGGCUGGGGUGACCUGGGUGUGUAUGGAGAACCUUCCAGAGAGACCCCAAAUUUGGACCAGAUGGCUCUAGAAGGGAUGCUUUUCCCAAACUUCUAUUCUGCCAACCCUUUGUGCUCACCAUCCAGGGCAGCCCUGCUCACAGGACGGCUGCCCAUCCGAAAUGGCUUCUACACAUCCAACGGGCAUGCAAGAAAUGCUUAUACACCUCAGGAGAUCAUGGGUGGCAUCCCUAACUCAGAGCACCUCCUGCCAGAACUCCUGAAGAAGGCAGGCUACACCAACAAGAUAGUGGGCAAAUGGCAUCUAGGUCACAGACCCCAGUUCCAUCCCUUGAAACAUGGAUUUGAUGAGUGGUUUGGAUCCCCCAACUGUCACUUUGGACCUUACGACAACAAGGUCAAGCCCAACAUCCCUGUGUACAGGGACUGGGAGAUGGUCGGCAGAUUUUAUGAAGAAUUCCCAAUUAACCUGAAGACUGGGGAAGCAAACCUCACCCAACUCUAUUUACAGGAAGCUCUGGACUUCAUCAGGACACAGCAUGCAAGGCAGAGCCCCUUCUUCCUCUACUGGGCCAUUGACGCCACUCAUGCACCAGUUUAUGCAUCAAGACCUUUCUUGGGUACCAGCCAUCGAGGGCGGUAUGGUGAUGCUGUACGGGAAAUAGAUGACAGUGUUGGAAAAAUCCUGAGCCUUCUGCAAAACUUGGGCAUCAGUAAGAACACAUUUGUCUUCUUCACAUCUGAUAAUGGUGCAGCCCUCAUUUCUGCUCCCAAAGAAGGUGGCAGCAAUGGUCCCUUCCUGUGUGGGAAGCAGACUACAUUUGAAGGUGGGAUGAGAGAACCUGCAAUCGCAUGGUGGCCGGGGCACAUUGCUGCAGGCCAGGUCAGCCACCAGCUGGGAAGCAUCAUGGACCUCUUUACCACCAGCCUGUCCAUUGCAGGCCUGAAACCACCCAGUGACAGGAUAAUCGAUGGACUUGACCUACUCCCCACUAUGCUCCAGGGCCACGUGAUGGACAGGCCCAUAUUUUAUUACCGUGGAAACACAUUGAUGGCAGUCACUCUUGGCCAGUACAAAGCCCACUUCUGGACUUGGACCAACUCCUGGGAAGAGUUCAGACAGGGCAUUGACUUCUGCCCCGGUCAGAAUGUCUCAGGAGUCACAACCCAUACCCAGGAAGAACACACGGAGCUACCCCUGAUCUUUCACCUGGGACGUGACCCAGGGGAGAGAUUCCCACUCAGCUUUGCCAGUGCUGAAUACCAGGAUGUCCUCAGCAGGAUCACCCAGGUUGUCCAGCAGCACCAGAAGUCCUUGGUCCCUGGACAGCCCCAGCUCAAUGUGUGUAACCAGGCUGUCAUGAAUUGGGCACCCCCAGGCUGUGAAAAGUUAGGGAAGUGUUUGACACCUCCUGAGUCUGUUCCAGAGAAGUGUUCCUGGGCCCAUUAGCCAGAACAGAAUCUCCAGCCAGCCCUGCAAGUGCCUACAAGACUUGGGACUGAGGGAUGACAGAGAUCAGCUGCCCUUGGCCCACCACCACUGGUUAGAUGGCCCCUGCAACCAGUAGCAAGGUUCCAAGUCUGCACAUACUGGAGACCUAACCCUGAAGUCCACUUUCUAGCACUGCAGCCCAUCUUCCCAUCUGGCUAUUGAAAAAGAAGCAGUUCAUGGCCUUGACCAUGACCCACUGCUCCAGUCCAGGGUCUGAAGGGGUGUCACUUUGCCUUCUCACUGUCCCUGCAUAUAUUUCAACCUUGGUGUUGAAGACAAAGCUGAAGAUUUCAGUGCUAUGCAAAGGAGCCAUCAUCUAUCUGGCCAUCAGUCCUCAUCCCCAUGUCAAUUCCCUUGAGUUACCCUCCUCUUUUCCCACUGGCUACACACAAGAGGUAAAGAUAUCACAUUGUGUCAGGUGGUGGUGGUGCACACCUUUAAUCCCAGCUCUUGGGAGGAAGAGGCAGGCAAACCAAGGCCAGCCUGGUCUACAAGAGCUAAUUCCAGGUCAGCUAGGUCUACACAGAGAAACCCUGUCUCGAAAGACCAAAAUAAAUAAAUAAAUAAAUAAAUUAAAGAAACCACAUUGUCCAGUCCAAGGGGAGAUCUGUCACUGCCCCAUGGAAACAGGAAGAUGACAUCCUAAAUUUCUGGCUUAGCACACUGUGGAACCAUUUCUGCUGUGCCUGCCACUGUCAUGUGCAGGCUACAAGAUAUAAUCUCCAAAACCCCUUCCUGAAGGCUCAUGGGAGUUGUUCAUCAUGAACAAGUUUUCACAUCUGUGCAAUGAUUGUAAUGCCAAAGCUGAAUUGUAAAGGUUGGGAAAUGAUAAUGAAGAGAAAUUGAGAGACCAAGAAUAAAGGAACAGAAAGUGUGUUAGCUCUUUUA
Messenger RNA from Cricetulus griseus (Chinese hamster), 2382 nucleotides. The record is from RefSeq and is a predicted model, not a curated record. NCBI's taxonomy places the organism in Eukaryota, Metazoa, Chordata, Mammalia, Rodentia, Cricetidae.